AUGUUCAUCCUAUCGGAACUUUCCGACUUGAUACGAGUCCCGCCUCACUCCUUCAACAUUCCCAUUCACAAGGUCUUGAAGGACGAGCUCCAUCAGAAAUAUUCCAACAAGGUCAUUUCAAGUUUAGGUUUAGCCGUAUCUAUUUGGGAUUUACUGGAUAUCAAAGACGGACUUCUCCGGCCAGGAGACGGAGGUGCAUAUGUUGAAGUCAAGUUUCGAAUAGUGGUGUGGAAGCCGUUUAUUGGCGAAGUCUUGACAGGUUGGGUCACUGACUGUACACCUGAAGGAAUCAAGGUCAGAAUGGAGUUUUUCGACGAUAUUUUUAUUCCUAAAGGCUAUCUUUUUGAGAGCUGUGUGUUCAAGCCCGUGGAGAAGGCGUGGGUUUGGCAGCCAGAUCUGGACACCGAGUUGUAUAUCGAUUUGAACGAGAAGAUUCGCUUUAGAGUCGAGGAAGAGGUGUUUGUCAACAUCAAACCCAAGUCCAGUUCGGAAGCGUUGGGACUAGAAGAGGUGGAGAAUAAAGCACCACCAUAUGCGUUGAUUGCAUCGUGCCAGACGGAUGGUAUGGGAUGUGUAUCAUGGUGGGACUAA
This is a messenger RNA of Sungouiella intermedia, 591 nucleotides long. The record is from the annotation of a GenBank genome assembly. Lineage: Eukaryota; Fungi; Ascomycota; Pichiomycetes; Serinales; Metschnikowiaceae.